AUUCGUUCAUGAAUUGGACAUCACUGAAAAGAAACAGAAAGGGAGGGAGCAGCUGCUGACACGAGAGAGAGAGAGAGAGAGCGAGAGAGAGAGAGAGAGAGAGAGAGAGAUGAACAAGGAAUGUGCCACUAAUAAGAAACCGGAGCGUCGUUGAGGACGCAAGAGAGGAGGGCAAAAGAGGGAACGGCUGAAGAAAAACGACCAGAAAUGCGUUAAAAAGUAGCGAAGGGGGGAGAAAAGGGGCAAUACACAGCAAACACGUGAAUGGAAGGAUUAUAAUCCACCGUUGGAGGGAUUUUGACGCUCCCCAUGAGGAGAUUUGAACCAUGCAGGGACUGCUGCUGCUUCUGAGUUUGGCGUUGAGUUUCCACAGAGUGCGGACGGCGCGGUUCUCUCAGGAGCCUGCAGACCAGUCAGUGGUUUUGGGCCAGAGGGUGGUCCUGUCCUGCGUAGUCUUCAACUAUUCAGGCAUUGUGCAGUGGACCAAGGAUGGAUUGGCCUUAGGCAUUGGAGAAGACCUCCGGGCCUGGCCCCGGUAUCGUGUGCUAAGGCUGGUGGAUGUUGGGCAGUAUAAUCUGGAGAUCUCGGCUGCUGAACUCUCAGAUGACUCUCUCUACGAGUGCCAGGCGACGGAGGCUGCUCUGCGCUCCCGACGGGCCAAACUCACCGUCCUCAUUCCUCCCGAUGACCCGGUGAUUGAGGGGGCCCCGGAGAUCCUCCUCACAGCAGGGGUUCCCUACAACAUGAGCUGCGUGUCCCGUGGAGCCAAACCUGCCUCCGUCAUAGAGUGGCAGAAAGACGGUCUGCCGAUAGAAGGGGCCGUCAGCACCACGGAGGUGCUUCUAGAUAGGAAACGCGUGACCACACGCAGCUACCUGCCCGUUCUACCAGUAGAUACAGACACCGGGAAGAACUUCACCUGUGUGGCUACUAACCUGGCCGUGCCGAUGGGCAAACGGGCCACUAUCACCCUCAACGUACACCACCCACCAGUGGUGACGUUAUCCAUUGAGCCUCGCUCUGUACUGGAAGGAGAAAGAGUGACCUUCACCUGCCAAGCUACUGCCAACCCACCUAUUAUGGGUUAUAAGUGGGCAAAAGGAGGUGUGGUCAUACAGGGGGCGAGAGAGAGUGUUUUUGUCACCAAGGCUGAUCACUCUUUCUUCACCGAGCCUGUGUCCUGCCAGGUAUUCAAUGCUGUGGGCAGCACAAACGUCAGUAUACUCGUCGAUGUCCACUUUGGCCCUAUCCUGGUUGUAGAGCCUAAACCAGUAACGGUCGACGUAGACUCGGACGUCACUUUAAAUUGCAAGUGGGCAGGAAAUCCUCCUCUCACACUAACCUGGACAAAAAAGGGUUCCAGCAUGGUUUUGAGUAAUAAUAACCAGCUCUAUCUGAAGUCAGUAAGCCAGGAUGAUGCUGGUCAAUACGUGUGUAAGGCCAUCGUGCCUAGGAUUGGAGUGGGCGAGACGGAGGUCACACUCACCGUCAACGGUCCACCCAUCAUCUCAAGUGAACCGGUCCAGUAUGCAGUUCGAGGGGAGAAAGGGGAAGUCAAGUGUUAUAUUGCCAGCACCCCUCCCCCGGACAAGAUUGUGUGGGCAUGGAAGGAGAAUGUAUGGGAAAAAGAGAAGGGGACCCUAUCAGAACGAUACACGGUAGAACAGAGCAAACUGACCUCACAGGGUGGUGCAGUGCUGUCCACCCUCACCAUAAACAACGUUAUGGAGUCAGACUUCCAGUCUACUUACAACUGCACUGCGUGGAAUUCAUUCGGACCGGGGACUAUGAUCAUCAUACUGGACGAGACUGAAAUAGUUCCAGUCGGGAUCAUUGCGGGUGGCACCGUCGGCUGUUCGAUUCUGCUUCUCCUGUGUUUACUAGUGUUAGUGCUGUUUUUGUACCGGCAACGCAAAGGAAGUCGUCGAGGGGUCACGCUCGGCAAGCCAGAUAUCAAGGUAGAGACCAUAAACAAGGAGACCCACAGCCUGGAGGAAGACUCUGGUAGCGUCUCCACGGCAACACGCAUGGUUAAGGCCAUGUACUCUUUUUUACCUUCUGUGACCCUCUCUCCCUCCUCCCAGCCUUUUAAAGAUGACAUUGACCUCAAACAGGAGUUACGCAGUGACACGCUGGACACGCGCCAAGACUACGAGCUCAAGGACCCAACAAACGGCUACUACAACGUGCGAGCUUCCACCCAUGAUGAGGGACGUCCAGCCUCCCGAUCCAUGCACUACUCAGACUAUCGCACCUCCGGCCAGCCAGGGGGCGCUGCAGCCGUAGUCAGCAGUAGCUCAGGAGCUCCUGGAGCUACGGCAGGUCCGGGAACACCGAGCAGCUUGGCUCCGGGGUCACGAGCGGGCUGCUACGACCCUCGUCCUCCCUCUAGACUCUCGCACAACAGCUACGCCCAAUUCAACACGUUCACCCGCGCUGGGCAGUCCCAGCAGCCUCCACCCAGUUCUGGCCCACAGACUAGCGACUUCCCUGCUGAAUGCAGCCUCUUGGACUCUACCGCUCAGCUCGGAUACGAAAAUUAUGGCUACCCGUCGCACUAUCCGGCAUUUCGGAUGGGUUUUGCUCCGCCUAGCCUCGCCCCGUUAGAAGGAGGCCCGGCUUAUGAGAUGUACGGGGUCGGGCCGAGUGUCGGCGCAGGAGGCGGUACCGGAACUCCAGAGACUGGACUUGGAAAAUAUGGCAGUUCCACACGAUUCUCAUACACCUCCCAGCAUUCCGACUAUUCCCACCGACACACACAGAGGAUGCAGACACACGUGUAAGAGAGAAGCAUCACAUGUACGUAACGCAGGUUACGCUGAUGUUAUGCCGAUAUCGGCCAUAUAAAUACACACACUCACACAGAUACACAUGAACCACAGAUAAACACGGAGGGUGAACGAACAAAGAGAAGCUCGAAGUAAGCAGAGGCCGAGAAAAGAGAAAGAGAUGCAGGGCAGGAGAGUCUUAAUGUUUAUUUCUCAGCUGCAGGAGCUGAAAGCGAAAGUCACAAUCAAGAAAGACUGAUCUUUAGAAAAGAUCUAAUAAAAGAUCAAUAAAUUCUGAAUGCUUUUAAUAAGCAUGAUCACAAAGGUGAUUCCUGAGAAAUGAAGGGUGCCUCUUAUAGGCUUAUAGUCUUUUAACGGUGGUCUCUCACAGAGAUGGUCAUAUAUGAGACACAUGAAUGAAUUCUCUUCAAUGGCUUCUUCAACUUCUCUAAGUUUAGUAUAGUUUAAAAUGACAUUUAAUGGCAAAAUGCACAAUGUACAAUAAGGUCCAAAAGUCUGAGAUUUUUCAGGAUAUAAAAAUUUAAAUAACACAAUAAAUUUAAACCAGGAAAAGCUAAAGCAGCUGAAAUAUUUAAGGUUCUACACUAUUUCUAGGUCACUAAUCAAAUACAAGUCCAUUUUAAUCAUGUGAAAACUAUUUUAUUUCUUCCAUUAAUGGCCAAGAUGCUCUUGGAUCAUCUGUAGGCCCAUAAAGAGUCUGGAGGUGCUUUGGAAAUAAAUCUGUAUAAUUGAUUUAAAUAUGGUAAUAAUGUGUUUACCAUAUUUAAAGCCAUUAAAGCAGGAGACCUCGAUAUGACUUAAUUUGAUUUAAAAUGAGACUAAACAAGCAUUAAAAUAAAAUAAUACUUAAGUUAAAACUCUUAAGAAUAAAGAUAUUUCUUUUUAUUUUAAGUAACCCCCUCAACAUCUUUUUUUUUUUCUUUGAAGAUUCUACUGCCUUGAAAAACAUGGACAUGCAUAGUCAUUUUUAAAAUUGUGAUUUCUAGACCUGAAAAAACUCCAUGACCAUUUUUAUAAUGAAUAUACAAUUUUUCUAGUUAUGCCAAGCUCUAAAAUCUAUAUUUUUUAAAUCCUUCUCCAGUAAUUCAUAAAAAAAAAAAAAUCAUAGGGCCUUUUAGGGCAUAUUGUUGUGGACGAUGAGGGUGGUUAUAAUCAAAAAGGCUGCAUUAAAGUAAUACUACACUCUUAUUGGUAGCUGAAAGCAUGAAUCAAAUUCACCAGUAUAUUUAAUAAUCAAACACAUAAUGGGCGAGAGAUGUGUAGAACUAUUUUUUACUCAAAAUUGUGAAAAAAUGAUACAUAUUAGAGAAGACUUUUAGACCCCACUGUACACAAAUGCCAGUGUCACAAAAUAUCUUUAAAUAUUAUUUUUCCAUUUAUUCUCAAAUAAAACCUGCGUUUGACAAAUGAGAUGAAGAGCACACGAUACUCAUCCAAUACUCUUGAUCACCAAAGCAACGUUUUUUGAGUCUAGAUGACUAUUACUCUGGCUAUCCAGCUUGCUGAGCUACCUCGAUAAACAGGUUAGGAGCCUUCCAGUGCAGCGACCAACUCGCAUUAAGGUCCAUCUCCAUUUAAAAAGCACUUUUGAGCAUUUGCAAUAAAACACAUUACCCUUUAAAUUUCAACAUCGUGACGGAGACCAGUUGAGGAAGCCAUUGAACCGUUUUCAGACAUGGCGACAGCCAUUUAUUUCACUAUCGUACAAAUAGUUCAGAACCAUGGAAUAUAUAUAAAUCUAUAUACAUAUUCAUAUACAGGAAUGCCCCACUCUUUUCCAUGGUGCUUAUGUAGUGGGGUCAUUGUUUGCACUGCAUUCCAGUAUUCUAGCUUAGAUUACCCUCAUAAUCGAUAUGUAAUCUCUCAUUUGCACACUAGGCUAGAGCGUUUUUUUUUUUCCUCUAUAUUUUGAAUAUUACCGAAAAUCUUCUUUUUUUGUCAUAUUUCUGUAAGUGAUUCUGGACCAAAGGUUCAACGUUAGAGUAUCAGUCUUUAUUUGGGUGAUAUUCACCUCAACGAACAAGAAAAUAUGCAGAUUUGUUUGUUAUCGUUGUUUGCGAAAUUAUUCGGUCGCUAGUGACCCACGGCUUUUUUUUUUUUUUUGAGGGUUGGGAACAGCAGAGAAGGUCUUAAACUGAUCCAGCCUUAGGUAUUCAAUCUCACCCUUACUGAUCUGAGAUCAGGCUGCUAUCACAUUCGUCUUAAAAAUGACAAAGAUCAAUUUGGAAGUAAUUUAAGGUCAGAAGUCGGGAGUGGUUUUUUUAAUGUCUCGCGCCCCAGACUUUGAUGUGAAGCUUGAGAUCGGAGAGUCUUUCACUCACUUAUUCACACAGACACACACCUGAUAUUUGUGCCAAACACAGACAAGUUAACUUGAAGUAUUUUCCGCCAAUUACGAAAAACUACCUUACGGGGACCAGAGAUGGUCUUUGGCUUUGAACUGUCUUCAACGGGUUUUGAAGGAUGCCGUUGUCAGAGCAAUGAUGGAUGAGGAUGAAACAAACACGAGGAUGAAGACAAUCCCUCGGAACAGUGAGAUAUUCUCUGCGACUAGUUUUCGUCUUCGUCCGCAUUUCAAACGAGCCCUGUAAAUACUUCCCAUGUGUAAUUCCGACUUCAAGUAUUAUUUUACAUCAUCCGAUGUGAUGCACUCUUUAAAUGCAGUAUUGUCAUGUUUCUAAUUGCGUGAAGAAGGUUGACAAACACCAUAGCGAUGGUACUUUCUGAUACGGUACAAAGCGGACGAUGAGUAGCUUGGUUGGAGCCAGUACGAUGCCAAGAGUGUUCAGGAGGAUCCGGUGCCAAUCACUCAUCCUUUGUACUGAUGGCCUGGGGAAAAUUUUGUGGGACAUGUGACCCACUGGACAGUAUUUGCAUUCCCCGCCCCAUCCAAGAACUUGAAGCUCCAUGAAGAUGAGAAAGAAGGAAUAUAUGAAGGAGUGAACAAAAUAAAGAGUGGCCUUAGGAAAACAUGACUUUUAUAUUCCCUCACUUUAUAAACCGGCUUAAGGCCAGAGGAGUGUGUGCAGAUGAAGGUAUGCGUGUUUUUGUGUGUGCGAUUGAGUGCGAGUAUAUGAAAAUCUUUAUGUAAUCCGUUCAUUUACUUCUCUCACGUUUCUGCUCCAAUACUUUUCUUCUGCUGGUAGGAGUGUAUCCUGUAUAAUUGUGUCUUAGAAAAUAAACGUUGACCUUACUGUACUGUUCUUGGUAGCUGAAAAAUGUUUGACAGAUGUACAACAAAAGUUAUUGAUUUUUUUUUUAUUUCCCUUUGAUUUUUUCCAAUAUUUUUUAAAAAUGUUACGUAAUUAUUUUUUCACAGUAUAUCAGAAAUAAAAGCACUGUUUUUCUAAGAAUCAA
Messenger RNA from Megalobrama amblycephala (Wuchang bream), 6146 nucleotides. It is a transcript of the gene kirrel1a, whose product is annotated as kirre like nephrin family adhesion molecule 1a. Gene Ontology annotation, molecular function: cell adhesion molecule binding. Lineage: Eukaryota; Metazoa; Chordata; Actinopteri; Cypriniformes; Xenocyprididae. Gene Ontology annotation, cellular component: cell-cell junction. The coding region runs from base 327 to 2783 and encodes 818 amino acids. The transcript has 15 exons. The record is from RefSeq and is a predicted model, not a curated record. Gene Ontology annotation, biological process: cell-cell adhesion.